AUGUCCGACUUUGGUGGCGAUGAUGAUAUGGGAGGUGGUGGCGGCUACCAAGAGGAAGCCGCCUUCGAUGAUGUAGAGCCCGAAGAAAUCUUUGACGAGGAAGUCCCACUCGAUGAUGAUGAAGAAAACGAAGACGCCAAUGUGGUCGUUUCGGGCGACCCAAACGCGGCCGCCCGCGCCACCGGCCAGAAGUUGUCACACAAGGACAAGAAGAUCCCCAACGACAAACGGAUCACGACCCCCUUCAUGACAAAGUACGAGAAGGCACGCAUUCUGGGAACGAGGGCAUUGCAAAUCAGCAUGAACGCUCCUGUUUUGGUCGAUCUCGAGGGAGAGACGGACCCGUUGCAAAUUGCUAUCAAAGAACUGGCUGAGAAAAAGAUUCCCUUGAUAAUCCGGCGCUACAUGCCCGACGGAUACUACGAGGAUUGGACGUGCGAGGAGCUACUCCAAUGA
This is a messenger RNA of Pyricularia pennisetigena, 456 nucleotides long. RefSeq lists its product as uncharacterized. Gene Ontology annotation, molecular function: DNA-directed RNA polymerase activity; DNA binding. The transcript has 3 exons. Gene Ontology annotation, cellular component: RNA polymerase II, core complex; RNA polymerase I complex; nucleus. Bases 1 to 456 code for a protein of 151 amino acids. The record is from RefSeq and is a predicted model, not a curated record. Gene Ontology annotation, biological process: DNA-templated transcription. Lineage: Eukaryota; Fungi; Ascomycota; Sordariomycetes; Magnaporthales; Pyriculariaceae.